Rhipicephalus microplus (southern cattle tick) is the source of this 7608-nucleotide messenger RNA. RefSeq names its product complement C3. The record is from RefSeq and is a predicted model, not a curated record. Lineage: Eukaryota; Metazoa; Arthropoda; Arachnida; Ixodida; Ixodidae. Gene Ontology annotation, cellular component: extracellular region. Gene Ontology annotation, molecular function: endopeptidase inhibitor activity.
AACCGGAGUGUGUGUAUCUGUGCUAACAGAAACGCACGCUGUCAAAACCUUGUUUAUGUCUUCAACACUGGAACCCUUGCCGAGCGUGGUCUCUCUCCUGGACGGAAGUUCUCCGUAGUGUGUGUUUGUGUGUGUGUGUUAGUUUACUUAGUGCGAGCGGGUCCGCUGUCGGACGGUGUUUACGUCUUCAACACCGGACGAGUCUCAAAGCCCCGCCUCCUUGGACACCACUGUUUGUGCUGCCUACGAGCGACCGGUACAAAACGGAAUAUCCAUCCAUAAUGUACGUGUGCAACUAAAAAGUGAACCACACUGCAUUGGAGUGAGUGAGGGCGGCUGAAUCAAGUUCACACGAAAACAUCCAGACUGGAGACGAAGUACCUGAACAAGUAUUGAAAACACUUUCUCUCAGUGAAUAAAUAAUUCAUCGUGUAGACGUCCGGCCGUAUAAAGGAAGAUUCCACUAAAGAAGUAAAGUGGCAAGAAGGUCUCCGGUCCACAAGCAGGAACCACCACUCGGCUCGCGCUGCCCGCGAAACACGAGACAUUUUGAGAUAAGGUAAAGACGUCGAGGGGUGUCGGCUGCUUUCGUAACGAAUUUCUUCAAAGUAGCAUCGCUAGCUCUCGGAGCGCCGAGAAACUGCGGAUUCGCCGCCUGGCAACUGGACUUGCUCCGAAGUGGCUUCAUCAUCUGUGGUCUUGUGACUGUGAUCUCUGGACACUGUCCAGGAUGGAGUUAUUCAGCGCCCUUGGACUUUGUUGGAUCUUUUGGAUAUACAUGGCCAUUUGUGCGACUGGAGCGCACAGUUGUAUUGUCACCGCACCCAAUGUCGUGCGGCUGGGAGCCGAGGAAACUGCCGUAGUCUUCAACCAAGGACCACCGAAGGAGGUCACGUUAACGCUACAAGAUCACCCAGCGCGAAUACACACCCUCUUCCGAGACACCAUCAGCCUCGGCACAGGUGAGUCAAGGCUGGUGCGCAUGCUGAUCGACCCACAGAAGCUGAGCGCCGACGAGAUUCGUUCUGGCCAGCGACGCUACGUGUCGCUGGUGGUGGAGUGCUACGCGCUGUACAAGAAGGAGGCGCGGCUACUCAUUAGCGACAAGAGCGGCUACCUCCUGCUGCAGAGUGACAAGCCCAUCUACACGCCCAAGCAGACCGUUCAUUUUCGAAUGGUAGCCGUCGGAGAAGACCUUGUGCCCUCCAUCGGUGAACUCAAGCUGGAGAUAAAGAACCCUCAGAACAUCGUCACGUACCAGACGGUGCUGAGCGCGAAGGACAACGCCUCGGCGACGGGGAUGUUCAGCCAUUCGUACGCUUUCCCGGAAUCUCCGAUACUCGGCCAGUGGAAGGCCGUCGUCACUUACGGAUCAUACUUCACGCAACAAACCGAGAUAACUUUUGAAGUACAAGAAUAUGUGUUGCCCACCUUCUCGGUCACGCUUACCACUCCAAGCGUCAUUCUCACAGAACAAGAAUUCGUGGAAGGCAAGGUUGAGGCCAAAUACGUCUACGGAAAGCCAGUUGAAGGUUCGGCAAAUUUCCGUUUCAAGAUAAGAAACGAAGGUGGCACAGACAGAGAACUCGGCUCGACUGAUUUCAAACAGCUCGUUCACGGCGAAGCGAUGUUCCGCAUAGCGACCUCCCAGUUCAAGAUGCCUCAACGCAAACGCUGGGCUGCCCUGGUGCAAGGCAACCGCCUCGUCGUGGAGGCCGAAGUUCUCGACAAGGCGACAAGCAAGCGCGUCACGGCCGUCGACGAGUCCGCCGUGUUCGCGACGUCGCCGUACCUGGUCGGCUUUCGUCACACGCCCAAGGACUUCAAACCGGGCACCGUGACAGUCAUCGUGGCUGACGUGACUACCCUGGCCGGCAAGCCGGCUGUUGGCAUCCCCUGCGCCAUCACCGUUUUGGACGACCACGAACUGGAUGUUCUCGUUGAGCCAACCAUAUCCGUCACAGACGCCUUGGGAAGGGCGGCCUUCCUGGUGCAAACUGAACGGCACCACUCGACAAUAAAGGCCAAGGUCCAAACACGAGACUUGCAGUACAAGCCUCACCAGCAGUCGGAAGGAAACAUCGCCGUCCAGGCGUUCAAUUCUCCCGUGGACGCCUUCGUGGCACUGAAUCGGAUGGACACACGAAAAUCCUUCAAGGUUGGCGAGUACUUCGACAUUCACGUAAUAACUGAGCCGGCUGACAUCUCACCGAUCUUUUAUCUGGUGACGCACCGUGGCCAGACCAAGCAGCACGGCGUCCUGCAAGUCGGCGGCUCGUUGUCCAAUCGAUCCGUGCACUUCGCCGUGACUCGAGACAUGAGCCCCAGGAUUCGUGUGCUGGUAUACGCCUUCCACCGGGGCCACCUGCUCGCCGACUCGCUCACCGUACAAGUCGAGGAAGUUUGCACCGAGUCAUCCACCAUAAGCAUCGAGCCCAACUUCGCAAACGACGAGCCGGGAAACAACGGUUCUCUGAAAAUUCUGGGAAAAAACGGAACACGAGUGGGCAUUCUUGGAGUGGACAAAGCCGUGUACAUCCUCAACAACAAGGGUCUGCUCACGCGGGAGAAGCUGUUCACUACUCUAAAGUCACACGAGCUUGGGUGCGGGCCCGGAGGAGGGCUGUCUUCUGAGGAAGUCAUGUCUAACUUCGGUGUUGUCAUUAUAUCCGAGGAAGGAACCGAGAACGUCCUCAGAACAGAGGGAAGCUGCGAGGCAAGGGUUCGACACCGCAGGAGCGUUCAUCAGAGAGCACAGCGCAAAUUCGACCACGAUCCGUUGCUGAAGGAGUGUUGUGCGCUGGGCCAGAAGCGGGACAGGGUGGGACGUCGAUGCACCACGCGGGCUCACAUCGUGCGUCACUACGUGGAAGGCACGAAGGGCGAAAGGUGCGCCAAGGCCUUCGAGGAGUGCUGCCUGAACGCCACCAGCCUGCCCGAAGGCUCACCGAGUAGGGAGGAUGGGCAGACGGCCAACGCCCCGGACGAGCCCGACCGGAGCAAGUCGGCCGUCGAGUUCACCGUGGACGAGAUCGACGAAGUGGACGGCGAGGUCUCUCCUGAUACGGUGAUACGCCGGGACUUCCGGGAGACGUGGCUGUUCGACGAGCAGGUCAUUGGGCCGGAUGGUGUGGCUGAUUUCGCGGUCAGUCUGCCGCACAGUAUCACCACGUGGUCGGUCCAAGCCGUCAGCGUUUCUCCUACCGGAGGCGUCUGCGUGCCCCAGCCGCAAGAAGUCCGGGUCUUCCAGCCGAUUUUCCUGCAGGUUGCGCUGCCAUACAAAGUGGUUCGGAACGAACAAAUUGAGGUGCUUGUCACGGUCUACAAUUACGGAGCCGAGUCGCUGAGGGGCAACGUCUACAUCUACGGGGUGGAAGGGCUGUGCACCGGUGCACUGCCGGGAGACCGUUCGGAGCGCCGUCCCGUGGUGGUGGAAGCCAACUCGGCCUCCAGCGUCACAUUUCCCGUCGUGCCUCUCAAGGAAGGCUUGUUCGUCAUCAAGAUCCACGUGAGGAGCUCGAAGGGAGAUGAUGUCGUCGAGAAAGAGCUCAAUGUCGUGCCUGAAGGGGUCACGGUUGAAAAGAGCAUCUCCGUGCCCAUUGAUCCGGCGAACGUUCGGAGACGUAGAACCCGCAGCGUCAAAGGCGAUCUGUUCCAAGAUUCCCUGGACCCGGGAGCAAACCUGCAAGUAAUUUCCGUGAACACCCGGCUACCACCAGACGCCAUCCCGGAUACCAAGACUUGUUCGCUCUCCGUCAUAGGGAACCAGAUCGGACCUUCCGUUCAAACGACGCUUGAGAACAUCGAAGAUCUCGUCACGAUGCCCACUGGAUGCGGAGAACAAAACAUGAUGCUCAUGGCGCCUACGCUCUACGCCAUGGAGUACCUAAAACAAAACAACAUGGUCGACGAAGCGCUGGAGGAGAAAGGCUAUAGGUACAUACGUGAAGGCUAUCAGCGGGAGCUUUCAUUCCGGAAGAUGGACGGGUCGUUUUCUGCUUUCAAGCACAGAAAGAGCAGCGUAUGGUUGACGGCCUUCGUCCUGCGAAUCUUUUGCAAGGCGAGGCGGUACGCCAGCAUCGACCCAACCGUCAUCGAGAAAGGGAUGCUGUGGCUUUCAGCGGCGCAGAAGUUAGACGGCAGCUUCGUCGAGAAGAAGCCCAUUAUGCACAAAACCAUGUUGGGAGGUGUCCGUGGUGCCGUACCCAUGACUGCUUUCGUGCUGCUCACAUUCAACGAGUGCAUGCGGCCACCCAGCGGUGUAGCCUACGACAAGUACGACAUCUACUCGCGAGACAGCAAGAGGAUGUCGCGGCGCUCAGUGUCAGACACCCCUGGCAGCCUGUUCAGCGAGCUUGGCUUUCCUGGGCUGUUCAUCAUGUCCGAUGUGGAAGACGUACCGGACAUGGACACGAGCGAUGAUAAUAUAUGGCCCGAAUGGAUGGACAGUUUCGAAGACAACUCUACCGAUCCCGUGGUGGGCGAGGCCGAUCGCGAGUCCCAAACCUACUUCCAGAUACUGGGGAACUCAGCCGAGAUGGCCGUCAACUACCUGCGGGAGCACGCGUUCGAGAGUGACGAGCCUUACGUGGCGGCAUUGGUGGCGUACGCGCUCAGCCAGUCCAACAGCAGCGAGAAGCACGCCGCUCUGUCGGCACUCAAGGACAGGCUCAUCUACGAUCCCAUGUUGAGCACGAGAAGCACGGGCACCGAGCCGAGCGCGCUCGUCGUGGAAGGCACCGCGUACGCCCUGUUGACCCUUCUGGCCCACAACGAAGUUGAGACGGCCAAGACGAUCGUCAACUGGCUCAACACUCAUCGCUCGGCUUCCGGAUCUUUCGCCUCGACGCAAGACACCGUAGUUGCACUUCAGGCCUUGACGGAAUUCGCGCUCAAGUCCCGUGAGCCGAAUGUCGACCUCACGUGCAAUGUUACGCUUAGCAGCCAGCGAAACUUCCAGAGAAGCCUCAGGCUCAAGCGUGACAAUGCUGCCAUACUGCAACAGCUGGACAUUCGUGACGUCAAGGGGAAAAUGUUCGUGAAAGCCAGCGGCACCGGUAGCGGCCUGCUGUCCGUCAAACUGAAAUACAACGUGCUCGUACCACCUGAGCUCCUGUGCAAGUUUAACAUAACCGUGCGUGCCGACAUCCGCAACACGAGGGAGAACAACGCUAAGUCGUACGAGUUGCCACCCGAUCUGCUCAAAGACCUGCUCGGAGACUUCAGGAGGCGACGCUCGAUAGCAUCUUGGUUCCAAAGUUGGAGGAGGAAGAAACCGGCUACGCCGUCUCCGUACCGACAUGAGCCGCUGCCACUCAGGUUUUUACAUGAUUCUAGAAGCAGAGACUAUUCACCGGCGAGCCCCUUCUUCCCAGAAGAGACUGGAGGGUUCAAUAGUGCAGCAAACGGCGAUACUACCGCGGCUUCCGUGCAAGCGACACCGCAGAGCAAGCUUACCUACAACAUCGAAGUUUGCUCACGCUAUAUCGGUACAGAGGAUUCCAACAUGGCAGUGAUUGAGGUGGGGCUUUUCAGCGGAUUUGAGCCAAUUAAGGACGAUUUGGAAAAGGCAACAAAUGAUAGCGAUCUGUUGGCGAAGUACGAGAUGACAGAGAAAAACGUCAUACUAUAUUUUGAUAAGAUACCGUGGGAAUCACCGACGUGCGUCAUGUUCAGAAUACAACGACAGCACGUCGUCUACAACGUUCAGUCUGCAGUUGUUAAAGUCUACGAUUACUACAACCCGAUGCAUUCCUGCACACAAUUCUACGGUCCUGGUUCGACAAGCCCCCUGCUCAAGCUCGUCUGUGAAGGAAACCAGUGCGAGUGCGCCGCAGCCCAAUGCCCGAGGAAGGAGCCGUUCUUAGACGUCGAAAGGGCCGGCACGACAUUGAAGAAACGCGACAAGUUGCGGGAGCUCGUCUGCCAACAACACGAUUUCGCUUGGAUUGGCGUAGUGUUCUCCAACAUUGUCAUCAACGGCUACAGGCACAUCACCUUCAGGGUGGACACGGUGAUCAAGGAAGGUUUGGAGCCCAGCAAUUCCGCCAUGACUGGCACGAAGCUGUUCGUGGCGAGGGAACUGUGCUCCACGGCUGACCUCAUCAAGGGAGCCCGAUACUUCGUGUUUGGCCGAGACAGCGAACCAUUCGAGAAGGACGGCGAAACGAUCAUGAAGUACAACUUGGACAAAGAUGUACGUGUCUUCAACACCGACGAGCGUUCGUCUUCAGUGAGGAGCAAAAAACUGUACUCCGUGCUCCAAUGGCUGACCUCAGGAUUCGAGAGACAAGGGGGCUGUCACGCAUAGCCACGUCGUGUUCGGGAACCAAAGCGUUUGAUGUCGCCUACCUGGGGCGAUAAUCUGAGAAAUGUAUAGAAACGAGUGUCGCAAAUCAUAAAAAUGCCAAGUAUAUUUUGUUUUUCGAGCCAAGCCACACCAAUGUUGUCACGGAAUCUUCGUAAGGAAUGAUUUUGCAGUGCCAAUAGUAUGUUAUCAUGCCUGCACGCGUCACUUAUCAGCGUGGUGCGCAACAAUUCCGACGUGAAAUUUCACUCUGACGACGCGACUCAGUAUAAAUGUCGGGAAGAAACGAAUACGUCCAUUGCUGACAUGUCAACACAUCUGGAAACAUGUCGAUUUCCCCGCAUAAGGUUGGGGGAGCCAUCUGUCAGGACCACAGAAAUUGUUUAAUUUUUGCAGCUGGUCUACCCUAUUAUUUUGUUGAAGCUGUUCUGAAUGUAUUAGGUUUUCUCGUUGCAAAAGAACGCCCACUUCCAUCGUAUUGUAAAUGUAACAGUAAGAUAUUGGAUUCUAAUGUUCUAAGGUUAAGAGGCUUCAGCAAAAUGCGUUUCGAAAAGCUGAUCUAUUUCCUUCCUUUCCAACCGAACUUUUUUCCUAGACCUUUUAUGUCAGAAAAGUGAACAAACACAUGUAAGCAAAACUGAUAAGCCUGUGGUUUAGCUUGAAUUGUAUACACGGCAUUGCUACAUGUGUGAAACUCGGUACUAUACUUCAUGCGAGAAGCCACUGGAACAAUCGCAGCCACUGAUUUCGUUCUCAACCAACGCCGCAAGGAAUUCUGUAUAUUCAAUCUUAUGUCGGCGGCAUAGUGAGAAAAGUGUAGUCAUUUCAAGCUGUGUCUACUUAAUGCACGAUACUCAACCAGGAUGACAAUGACAUUCGACGCGGCGUGCAUGCGACGGGCUGUCUGAAGGACAUGCUGCAGAGUAUUUUAAAAACUUUUCAGAGCUUCGUUUUUGUAGUCAAUGCUCCUACUAGAUGAAUGACAGGACCUGUUCUGAAUCACUGGACAUUUUAACCGAAUAUUCCCACUCUCAAGCAAAGAUCAGGGGCUAUAUUCAGGAAGAAUAGAGUAAAUAGUAGUCGGAUAGGUAUAUAUAGCGAUACAUUUCGUAUAAUACGCUAUAUUUUCACGUACAGCCAGCGGUAAAAAUGACGCGAAGAAUAAAAAAAAAAAACAUUUGUCAGACUUCGCUUUUCUCGGCAAUGCUUUAAUCUGCAAUAUAACAUGAAAAUAAGGUGCCCUUGACAACUUGAACACAUGUAGGGUGAAAUGUUUGGAGUAAAUUUCAAUGGUGCGCCCA